AUGUACCGAAGCCGAAUGUACCGUUAUUACGAGUACAGAGAAACGGACGAUGGUCUACAAGUUUCUAAUUCUUCUGACCCCCCUAUCAAACAAAGAUGGCGGGAUUUGAUUGCCCGGGAAAAGGAAGUGUUGGCUUCCAAACAUUGUAAUGUAUCCGUGGACGGAUUUCACUAUCCCAAUUACACAUUAUACAUAAAUUUUACUGUUUUCUUCAAACCCACUGAGCAGAGUUUCACAAGGCAAGAUUACGGAGUCAGUUUUGGAUAUUUUGCCAUUUGUUCGGCGAAGCUUAGUCUGUCCUGCAAUGAUUAUUUAGUUGAAGUGAAAUACGGCGAUCAGUAUAACGUUUUGCAAAACUUUUCGCUGUUUACAAACAACAAGAUGUACGACUAUCGUGAAUAUCGACUCGGUAACGAAGAUCUUGAAAUGUGUGCUUCAAAUUAUUCAAGAAUGCGGACCAUUUGGAGAGCUAGAAAUUCGUGGGAAAAGUUUAAAGACCAGCAUAAAUGUCGCGGAUCUGUUAAAAAUAUAUAUGCAUGGUACGUUGUGAAUAAGCAGUUCACUGUCUAUCUCCCACCUUGGAGUCAAUAUUUCACAAGAAAUGACUAUGGCGUGAAAGAUGGUAAUCUUAUAGUAUGCCAAGAAAACUUUAAACUCAUAUCGAAAAAGUAUACCCAGGAAGAUCUAUUAAUGUUCAACGAUUCAAUCAUCAAUAUAAAAUAA
This is a messenger RNA of Paramuricea clavata, 723 nucleotides long. The record is from the annotation of a GenBank genome assembly. Lineage: Eukaryota; Metazoa; Cnidaria; Anthozoa; Malacalcyonacea; Plexauridae.